AUGGACGAAUCUGCAGGAGAAACGGGACUGCAGGCCGAUGCAAGUAUACACGGUCCUGUUGACAAUGGAGAUUGGGCGGAUUCGAACGACAACAGCAUUGCACCUGAUCCUGCCGCUAAUGAAUACAUACAGACUCUAGAAGAGCGUCUGUCCAAACUGGAGCGCAAAAUCCAUGACUUAGAGGGUGUUUCGCCAUCAUAUCACGGCCCAGCCCAGAGCGAUGAGACCACUACAGAAUCUGAUAUAGGCAGCGUGAGCUCCGUCCAAGGUGACGAGCAAAGCAAACAAAUUCCGAGCUUACCGCAAUCUGCUAAGCCUAUGAUUCCUAGUCUUUCCAAGGUUGGCCGGUUUGGCUUUCACAACUUUCUUGAGGGGGACGAUGUGUUUGCGAUAGAUGUGUGCUCCGUCAAGUCGCCGGGCCGUAAUAAUGACGACGGUUCCUCGAGGAAAUUCAGAGACAUGGGACCAAGUAUGGACUAUAAGCGGGGGGUGGAGAUGUUUUUAGAUCUCAAAGUCCCACCGACAGGUGAUGAUGUUGUUGUUUGUAUUCGGAUAAAUUCUAUGGCCAUUUUGACUCUAUUGCACGACAUUGAUCCCAGAGUCCCGAUUGAUGGGUCGCCUCUACUAAUCGACUGUCCAUUUUUGAGUCUGAUCCAUUAUCAUGACAAGGUAAAGCAGAUUCUAGAUCGGACUCGCGACGAGCUUGGUCUUGGGUCUCACUCAGCAGUGGCAGCAUCGGAUAUUGAUGCGGAACAGCAAGAGAGCCGGCAUAGUGCUGAGGAGCUUCUCCGUCAUAUGGACCCCUACAUGCAAUUUAUGGAUACAGAGGUGCUCCCUAAGUACCGCCGCCUAGGUUUCCCAGAAACCAACACUGUCAACGCAAAGGUUCGCUUCAGCGAGUUACCCUAUCUCUUCAGGCGGGACGACGAUAUCUACCAGCCAGCGGCUACCAACGCUCUUUCAGAAGACUUCCUUGAGCAUCAGGAGGUUUGGAGAAUUCACCCUGAUCCGAUAUCUAGCUUUUAUCGGAAUUCGAACGAGGAGUUUGGUUGUUUCUCCCUGGAUUGUUAUCAUAUUGCUUUCGACGGAACAUCAUACGUACCGAUCAGACAAUGUUUAGCAAUCGAGGAAUUUGAGGGCGAACGUGACGUGACGUCGCUGUCCAUGUAUCCCAUUCGAUUUAUGCCAAAUCACCGCGAGAUUCUGAGUGAGCUACGGAACAGAGGGGCGAGGUUUCUGGAAUAUAUCAGCUCGAAACAGGUGUCGUACCAGGGAUGGGCCUUGCAACAGCCAGACGGCCAUGGAAACGACCGCACAUACAUAUCAAGCAAUUUGGUCGUUGACUUUGCUGAAACUUCUAGAGCACAUCCAGAAUGGUCAGUUAACUUCAAUAAAACAGAUUGGAAUGAGAGCAAACCCUUUGUUUACCCCCGAGACGACCAGUCAACCUUGUGGGGGUUGAGUCGGACCACCAACAAACUUGUUUUCAAAACCCACAAGACUGAAUCGCUGUAUGGUCUUUCCCUUUCCCAUGAACAAACGGACAUCUUGCUCCAAAAUCAUCCAUUUGUUCUUGAGUAUUCGAAGAAACAGGAGGAUCAUCCUGCCAUCGGCCAGCUCCAAGAUGAGCCGAAGAUUCAGGGACAUGAGCUCGUCCUCCUACCAAAACGGCUGUUUGCCUACGCCUUACAAGAUCGAAAAUUCGUCAUGUUGGACAUAGCAAAUGCAAAGUCCAUAGCUCAAACAGGGGACCCUUUCAAGGAGUUAAUCAUCUCGCGGAGUCAUAAAGAUAUGAUAUCAUCUCUUGUUCACGCUCACUUCGAGAAAAAGCAAAUGGAACAGUUACACGGUUUCUACCACACCAGCCAGGAUAUCAUCCAUAACAAGGGCCGGGGCCUCGUGAUUCUACUGCACGGCGUUCCUGGGGUAGGCAAAUCUUCGACAGCAGAGGCCGUGGCGCAGCGCUGGAAAAGACCCCUUCUUGCUAUCACCUGUGGAGAUCUAGGCUUGGAAGCUGCUGAUGUUGAGCACUCCCUCAAGGAGAUCUUCCGGCUGGCACAGCUUUGGGACUGCAUCUUACUCCUAGAUGAGGCGGAUGUUUUUCUAUCCCAGCGCUCUGUUUCGGAUUUGCAGAGAAACUCGCUUGUAUCCGUUUUCCUGCGCGUAUUGGAGUACUAUUCAGGGAUCUUAUUUCUCACUACUAACAGGGUGGGACAUAUCGACGAGGCGUUCAUGUCACGCAUUCACAUGAGCUUAUACUACCCGCGGUUGGAUCUGGACCAAACAGUUGAUAUAUGGAGGAUGAACAUCGAUAGGCUGCAGUCAAUCGAAGAUGAACGCAGCGAGGCAACGGGUAAGCCAGCACUCACCAUUGUCGCCGACGAGAUACUGGCAUACGCCAAGAAGCAUUUCCAUGCUCGAGGACCGGACAGAGCAUGGAACGGCAGACAGAUACGAAAUGCGUUCCAGACCGCCGCUGCACUCGCGCGCUACGAAUCGGAUACCUCAUUGAAUGAGGCGAACAAAAAUCCCCAUCAUGUUUUAGCCCGGCACUUUAAGACAAUCGCACGAGCUGGCCGCGGGUUUGAGGACUACCUACGCGAAACUAGAGGCAAGAGUGACAGUGAUCUCGCAUACGACACAAAAGCACGCGCAGACCAUAUAAUCGAAAGCAAAUAUCAAACCCAACCCAUAAUUUCUGAAGCAGCCAGUGGGCCCGGGCCGAGCAAAUACCAGGGCACGUAUCUGAAUCCUAAUCAAGACAACCAUCUCUCGAACAUUCAGGCAGGAGGAUACCAGACCGCACCACAGUACAACAACCUCAGUAGUGGGCAGUAUACACCCAAUGCGUACUCUCAAGGACGGGCGUCUCCGCAACAGUUUCACAACGCGGGAACAAACCCAUUCAUAAGUAUGAAUGCUGGAAACCCGAGGCAUACCACGUCCUCGCGGUCAAUGACUCCGCAGCCGCCUAUGGAGUCUAGAGGCGGGAACUUCUCGUUUGAGCGUGUGGAAGCCCCUUCUAUAGCCAUGGCGCAGUAUCAGUGUCACGUUCCUCAAGAUGAUGAUGAGCUUAGUUAUUGA
Aspergillus versicolor CBS 583.65 is the source of this 3084-nucleotide messenger RNA. RefSeq names its product ATP-binding protein. The record is from RefSeq and is a predicted model, not a curated record. The transcript is spliced from 2 exons. Gene Ontology annotation, molecular function: ATP hydrolysis activity; ATP binding. Lineage: Eukaryota; Fungi; Ascomycota; Eurotiomycetes; Eurotiales; Aspergillaceae. The coding region runs from base 1 to 3084 and encodes 1027 amino acids.